Molecule: messenger RNA, 1532 nt
Organism: Drosophila pseudoobscura
Lineage: Eukaryota; Metazoa; Arthropoda; Insecta; Diptera; Drosophilidae
Gene: eIF3f2
Product: eukaryotic translation initiation factor 3 subunit f2
Exons: 2
Coding region: 576-1442 (288 amino acids)
Biological process (GO): translational initiation
Cellular component (GO): eukaryotic translation initiation factor 3 complex, eIF3m
Molecular function (GO): translation initiation factor binding; translation initiation factor activity; metallopeptidase activity
Source: RefSeq, a predicted model, not a curated record
GGGUUCUGAAUGCGCGCCAAGACAUCAGCUCAUGCACUGCUCAAAACGACAGGUUAUCGCAGAACCUGCACAUGGUCGGCAUAUAAGCAUAAUCUCCAUAGCACCAAUCAGCACUUUUGGAUGAGCGUAAUAUUCAACACUCACCUCACUAAUUAUAUUGUCCUUGGGGAAUAUUUCUCGCAGUGUAUUAGGGUCUGCUGAUUCAAUUUAGUUUAAUGCUCAUUUAGUGCGAGUCUUAGAAAAGCCUGUGGCGACCAUUAAUUGCGUAUAUUUUGUUGCGAUUACGAUCUUAUGAUCUUUAUGAUUGCGGUUCAAGUUCAUAAUCGUAUUAAUAGAGGAAAAAUUCCAGCUUCCUUUUUAUAUCCGAAUUCCAGCUGAUUUCAUGUUCACUUUCCGCAUUUCCUUUUGGCAAACUUUUCUGCUUUUAACGACUAGUGUUGCAAAAGAACGGAAAACAGUGCUCAAGCGCAGCCAAGUUCACAACAAUUUGACUUUUCCAGGAAUUUCGCUCACGGCCCAUGCUAGGCAUUUUCUUCAUUUGUAACUUUGAAAAUACAGUGUAAUCCUCCUCUAUUAUGUCGCUUUCGAACUUCAAUCUGCAGUCCAAGGUGCUGCUGCACCCUCUGGUGCUGUUCCAGAUCAUCGAUGCCUACGAGCGUCGCGCCAAAGACGUCCCAGAGGUGCUGGGAACUUUGUUGGGCACCGUCGCGGGCAAAACAGGCCGCAUAGAGAUCACCAACUGCUUCAGCGUGGUGCACCGCAUGCACGGGGACAACAACUGCCACAUUGACCUGGAUCUGAAGUACGACAACGAUAUGCUGGAGCUGGCGCAGAUCGCCUAUCCGCAGGAGAAGGUUUUGGGCUGGUUCAGCACCGGCAAGGCCGUCUCGGCCGCAGCUGUGGAGCUGCACGAAUACUACGAGCGUCAGUGCCACAGCGGGCAGCCGCUGCAUCUGCUGAUGGACACCUCGCUGCGGGGCCAGCGCAUGAACACGCGCAUCUUCUGUGCCGUGGCGACGGGCGUGCCCGGUGGCACCAAGGGCCUGAUGUUCUCGCUGCUGCCGAUGGAUAUCUACUUCGGAUCGCCGGAUAUUGUGGCCAUGCGCCACAUGGGGAGGCAGUGCGCACAGCCGACCAAGGAUGCGGGCCGCCUAUUGCCAGAACUCGAGCAAGUGGUGGACGCCACCAAGGACAUCCAGCAGAAGCUCGAUCUGGUGCUGCGCUAUAUCAACGACAUCCUCAACCGCAAGCGUCGCCCCGACAACACCGUGGGCCGUGCCCUGCACGAUGUUUUGACCUCGGUGCCGAUGGUGGAGGCGGAGCGCUUCCGUCACAUGUUCAACACCAACAUGCGCGACCUCCUCAUGUCGCUGACACUCUCCUCGAUGAUCAAGACCCAGCUGCAGCUCAGCGAACGUCUAUCCAAUAUGGUGGAUGCUUAGGCUCUGAAAAUCCGAUCUCAAUUAAUCAAUAAAGCGCCGUUUUUCGGGGAGGGCUAUCCCGGCCGACACGUACUGCACUGCCAGCGAUAA